Messenger RNA from Saccoglossus kowalevskii, 1787 nucleotides. Its product is annotated as protein LMBR1L. Gene Ontology annotation, cellular component: plasma membrane. Gene Ontology annotation, biological process: signal transduction. The record is from RefSeq and is a predicted model, not a curated record. NCBI's taxonomy places the organism in Eukaryota, Metazoa, Hemichordata, Enteropneusta, Harrimaniidae. Gene Ontology annotation, molecular function: transmembrane signaling receptor activity.
AGAAAACAGAGCCAGUAAUAUUAGACUGGAAGAGAUGUGAAUGUUUUGCUCUAUUUUGCGGUGAUUUUACGAUGUGUGUUGAAAGAUUUGGACAGAUUGUGUUCUGCGUGGACCAAACUUAGCGUGAACAGCCGAAAAUGGAUUCAGAAUGGGACAGCAGAGAGCAGCAUUUUCUCGAUGCAGUGAGAGAACACAUCAUUUAUUGGUUGCUUUUUGCUACUAUGUAUGUUCUUUCAUACAUUAUUAUUUGUAAAUUUAAAAGGCGCACAGAAAAAGAAGAUUAUUACACAAAUGAUGAUGAAGAUGCUAUGGUUUACAGGAUUGCAUUAUGGAUCUGUACAUUUACCGUGACAGUGUCAGUUGGUGCUGUAUUAUUACUACCUAUAUCUAUUGUCACAAAUGAAGUCUUGCUCUCAUACCCCAAUAGUUAUUAUGUUAAAUGGCUAAAUGAAUCCCUUAUACAUGGUUUAUGGAAUCAAAUCUUCUUGUUUUCAAAUCUUGCACUGUUUAUUUUAAUACCGUUUGCAUACUUUCUCACGGAAUCUGAAGGAUUUGCUGGAUCUAAGAAGGGUAUCAGAGCAAGGAUAUAUGAAACGUUAGUUGUGUUGUUUUUACUUGGAAUGCUAGUGUUUGGUUUUACAUGGGUUUUAUCAGCACUUUUAGAUGAAAAUAAGGUCACUGAAGAGUCCAUAAGUGAUUUUUGGGAUUUUUAUUUGCCAUAUUUAUAUUCGUGUAUAUCUUUACUUGGUGUUUUAAUGCUGCUUAUUUCCACACCUGUUGGUGUUACACGUCUCUUCUCUGUUAUUGGUCAGUUAGUUGUCAAACCCCAGUUUAUGCAAGAUUUAGAUGAUGAAGUUAACUCAGCCAGGUUUGAGGAAGAUGACAUAAAGAGAAAAUUACAAGAUUUAAGUAAUAUCCAUGACACUCCAGAUUCCAGACUUCUUCUGCAACAACUAGACGCCGUCGUCAAGACUUGUACGGAGGCUCUGCAAAAUUAUAACUCUCUAGGAAAUGGCAGCCACACCACCAUUCAUCAGAACGGUCAGAAUGACCUUAGAUUACGAUUGAAAGAAAUACAAAAAGAUCGAAAAGAACUUGAGAGAAGACAGAAAGCUUCUCCUUGGCAGAGGAAUUUUUUGUACCCAUUACUAUGGCUCUUCUUAUUUGCACUGACUGUAGCAUCUCUUUGUAUGGUGGCCUGGAAUAUAUUUGAAUUACUUCUGGGUUAUGGUUCCUUGCCAGUUGGUGUUAAGGAACUUGCUUUAGGUAAAGCGUCACUCUCAACACUUGGAUCAUUUGGUGCUGUGUUAGAAGUUUUACUCAUACUUUAUGUGAUGUUAGCUUCAUUAGUCGGAUUCUACAGUGUACCAUUCUUUCGGUCAUUACGCCCAAAAUGUAAUGACACUGCCAUGACCAAAAUCAUUGCAAAUUCUACUGUUCUACUUAUACUCAGCUCAGCCUUGCCAUUGCUUUCAAGAAGCAUCGGUAUCACAAAUUUUGACCUGCUUGGUGACUUUGGUCGCAUAGACUGGCUGGGUAACUUCUACAUAGUGUUUUGUUACAACGCAUUAUUUGGUGCAGCUACUGCCUCCUGUCUUGUCAAUAAAUUUACAAUUACAAUGCGAGACUAUCUACUGGAUAGACUGGGAAUUAACCGUGACAAAUCAGCUGUUAUGAAUCCACUCUCAAAGGCAGUCAACGGUCGAAUGAGUGUAAUGAAAUCAUCCAAGUCACCUUGUUUGAAAUUGGAUUGAUACCAAGUGUGAACAACGCUUUCAAACACCAGC